AUGUGUGGCAUUCUCGCGCUUAUUCUUGCAAAUACUUCAUCCACCUCCGCUGCCGUCGACCUACACGAAGCCCUCUAUCUCCUUCAACACCGCGGUCAAGAUGCCUGUGGAAUUGCUACAUGCGCCGCGGGUGGAAGAAUAUACCAAUGCAAGGGAAAUGGUAUGGCAGCGAAGGUCUUUCACGAUGGCGCAAGGGUGGUGGACCUUCCUGGGUUCAUGGGUCUGGGCCAUUUGAGAUAUCCCACUGCGGGGAGCAGCGCAAAUGCGGAAGCCCAGCCAUUUUAUGUCAACAGUCCCUACGGUAUCUGUCUGGCACACAACGGAAACCUGAUCAACGCUCCUGAGUUGCAAAAAUAUUUGGAUUUGGAAGCUCAUCGACACAUCAACACCGAUAGCGAUAGCGAACUCAUGCUCAACAUCUUUGCCGAUGAACUCAACGAGACUGGAAAAGCUCGCGUGAAUGACGACGAUGUAUUUGCAGGCCUCAGCCGAAUGUAUGACAGGUGUAAGGGCGGCUGGGCAUGUACCGCCAUGAUUGCCGGCUACGGUUUGAUUGGCUUUCGGGAUGCCUUUGGCAUCCGUCCUUUGAUUUUGGGAUCCCGAGAUUCCGUGGAUGGCUCAGGAAAGGAUUACAUGAUGGCGUCAGAAUCCGUGGCCCUGGCACAACUCGGAUUUGAUGUCAUUCGUGAUAUUCUCCCUGGUGAGGCGGUGAUCAUUCAAAAGGGCCAUGAACCCCAUUUUCGGCAAGUUCAACAACGCAAAGAAUACGCCCCAGAUAUCUUCGAAUACGUCUACUUUGCUCGCCCCGAUUCGGUCAUGGAUGGAAUUAGUGUCCACCGGAGCCGACAGCGUAUGGGCGCCCGGCUGGCAGCGGAGGUGAAGAGAGUGCUCAGCCCCCAAGAUCUAAAAGACAUCGACGUGGUCAUUCCGAUUCCCGAAACGUCAGUCACCUCCGCAUCCGUGGUGGCCAAGGCGCUGGACAAAGAAUAUUGUCAAGGGUUUGUCAAGAACAGAUAUGUUUUCCGCACCUUCAUCAUGCCUGAGCAGAAGGCACGACAAAAGGGUGUGCGGCGAAAACUCAAUGCCAUGGCGAUGGAAUUCAAAGAUCGGAAUGUUCUUCUCGUGGACGAUAGUAUCGUAAGAGGCACGACCAGUCGGGAAAUUGUAACCAUGGCUCGAGAAUCUGGGGCCAAGAAGGUUCACUUUGCCAGUUGCGCUCCUCCCAUCACUCAUGCCCACAUCUACGGAAUUGAUUUGGCAUCGCCCUUGGAAUUGGUGGCACACAAUUAUCACGGCGCGGGUGCCAUUGCCAAGCAUAUUGGAGCGGACAGUGUGAUUUACCAGUCUUUGGAUGACUUGAAAGCCGCAUGUGUGGACGCCGCUCGAGAAGCCAACAGUCGCGGCGCUCCAGAAAACUUCGAGGUCGGUGUGUUUUGUGGCACUUAUAUCACUCCGGUGGAUGAUGACUACUUUGACCACCUGGAGCGAGUCAGAGGGCAAACUCGAAAAUUGAGGAUUGUGGACGAAGCCAGACGAGCGGUUGCCCAAGGCGUGGCAGGAGAAGAUCAAAUUCAACUGGCUACCAAUGGAGCCGUGGUGAACAGCAAUGGCAAAGUGGUCCCCGCGAUCAACGGCGGCACCAGGCAACCCUCGAUUCAAACCCAACCAAUGGAUCUUUCUCAUCAGAACUCUGCCACAUCACAGGAAAACGAAAGCUCAUCAGUCCGGGAUCGAAUGGACAUCAGUCUGCACAACCUUGGAGACUUCCCCCGAAAUGAAUGA
Molecule: messenger RNA, 1782 nt
Organism: Rhinocladiella mackenziei CBS 650.93
Lineage: Eukaryota; Fungi; Ascomycota; Eurotiomycetes; Chaetothyriales; Herpotrichiellaceae
Product: amidophosphoribosyltransferase
Exons: 1
Coding region: 1-1782 (593 amino acids)
Biological process (GO): purine nucleobase biosynthetic process; purine nucleotide biosynthetic process
Cellular component (GO): cytoplasm
Molecular function (GO): amidophosphoribosyltransferase activity
Source: RefSeq, a predicted model, not a curated record